GGAGUAAUUGCAAUUGCUUAUUACUACUAUUUUACAGGCACGUAACUACAUUCGGUCCUUACCACAGAUGAGAAAGAAGGACUUCCGACAAGUAUUCCGUGGAGCCAAUCCACUGGCUGUUGACCUGCUGGAGAAGAUGUUGGAACUAGAUAGUGAACGAAGAGUAACAGCAGCUCAGGCAUUAGCUCAUCCUUAUCUUGCCCAGUAUGCAGAUCCAUCAGAUGAACCUGAUAGCGAACCCUAUGCUCAAAAGCUUCGAAGAUAUGGAACUACCCACAGAAAAGUGGAAAGAACUUGUUUACAAGGAAGUGACAGACUUUACUCCAAAGCCUACUGUUGUUGCUGAGGAAGCAGAGAAGGCACAGUCAGCUUCAAAGUGAUUGUUUUAGUCGAACAUGAAAACCACUUCGUAUUGUGUAUCUCAUGCCAUUGUCAGAUACAUUUUAUUUUUUCUCUUAAAUAUGAAUAAAUUUUAGCAGAUCUCACAGGCAGUUAUGACUGUCAAAGUACUGACGCAUAUAUGCAUGGUAUAUAGUAUGAUAGUAUGGUUGCACACGUCUUCUUUAUACUAGUAUUACCUCAGCGGAAGUAAGUUUUCAGCCCAUGUGCCUGAGAGUGGUUUUAACUGUAACAAAAAUUAUCAUCAGCUAUAUACUGACCUUAAAGAUUUUAACCUUAAUCCUCAAGUUGUUUUCUAAUUAUAAGCAAGGUAUCAUCCAUGCAUAGAGAUUCAAUUAUUAGCAGGGACUAUUAAUUUUGAUUUCAGUCAUCCUAAAAUUAUUCAAGCAAUGACUGAUUAUAGCUGCUUCUAAGUUUUUCUUACCCUAAUGAUAAUAGUUUUAGAAUACUCAUGCCCUUCUUUCACCAGUUAUUAUGAUAGUAUCAUGUUCCACAGUCAUAUGCCAGUUUUGUCCGUGUAGUUUGAUACGAGGCAAGAAUAUCACAAACGUUAAGGUAUUUUAUAUAAAUUCUUAAGCUCAUAUAUGUCAUUUUUAAGGAAUCACAAUAGUGCCAUUACAAGCAACCAGAUUUGUAACUAUACUGUAUGAUCAUGUGAAAGUGAAAACAGGUGUAUGUUUCCCCACAAGUAUGAAUAUUACUGUUAAGGUAACUGCAAAGUCAGUGUAGUUCCUAAUCACAGUGAGAUUAAUUUUAAUUGAAAAGUACUGUGCAGUACUUUACUGUGUCAUAAGUUCUAUCUUUCUGAGAAGCAAUUUCAAUGUUGGCCAUAAUAAUUUUGUCACGGAAGGGUUUGUGUAUUUCUGGUGUUUGCAGGUAGACUCAGUUUCCAAUCAUAAAUGAUUGGCCACAGAAUCUUGCUGCAGCUCAUGAACUGUUAGUAGUACAGCUAUACAUAUUGUAAGUUUUGUCCUACAUGAUUAAUAUUGCUUCAGAAGUGAAGAGCCCAAUUUCUAAGUAACAUUAUUGAAAGUGUUUGGUUGUUUCAUUAUUACAAGACCGUAGUUUCCAAUAUUACAAGAAUGUAGUACAGAUUGAAGUGGUGUUCUCUUGAAUUCAAGAGUUGAAGUCUUCUUUUUCUCCAGAUAGCAGAUAGAAGAUACAAAAUAUUGUUCAUUUUAAUAUUGUAAAUAUUGCUGAUAUGCCAUAGUUAUUAUGUACAAAUGGACAAAGUGUUCUUAAAUAUGGCAUAUCAAAAGCUGAAGCUCUUUUAACUUUAAUGCUUUGGUCACAUCAGUAGGUAACACAGUAUGUAUGGAGUUACUGAACAGGCAAUUAUCCAAAUAAUUUGUUUUCUUUGGUAAUUUUGAAUCGGUUUUCCAAGUACCAGAAAAUGCAGUAGCCUGUACAACUAAAGAAGAGUAAUUGAUACAUAUAUGUAAAAAAAAAAUUUUUGUAAAUGCUUAGUUGUA
Messenger RNA from Macrobrachium nipponense, 1871 nucleotides. Its product is annotated as mitogen-activated protein kinase 14B-like. Bases 68 to 346 code for a protein of 92 amino acids. Gene Ontology annotation, cellular component: cytoplasm; nucleus. The transcript has 3 exons. Gene Ontology annotation, biological process: intracellular signal transduction; protein phosphorylation. Gene Ontology annotation, molecular function: ATP binding; MAP kinase activity. NCBI's taxonomy places the organism in Eukaryota, Metazoa, Arthropoda, Malacostraca, Decapoda, Palaemonidae. The record is from RefSeq and is a predicted model, not a curated record.